CCCAUAUCUGCAGGCUGCAAGGCCACAUAUUAUAAGCCCAAUUUACAACCGAAGGGCACACUACCUGUACUGCAGGCAGAGAAGCACUAUAAAUCCAAUCCACGCGCUCGCUCGAAAGGCUGCUGCUUUUGCUCAAGAGAAGGCCAUUUCAUUUCCCACGAUCAACUCUUUCGAUCGUCAAAUCAGUAGUAAUGAAGGUCAUAGCAGCUUACUUGUUGGCUGUUUUGGGUGGAAACACCACCCCCUCCGCCGAUGAUGUGAAGAAUAUCCUCAGCUCCGUUGGAGCUGAGGCAGAAGAUGAGAAAAUCGAGUUGCUUUUGUCCCAAGUUAAGGGCAAAGAUAUUACUGAGUUGAUUGCUUCCGGAAGGGAAAAAUUGGCCUCGGUGCCCUCUGGCGGUGGUGCAGUGGCUGUUGCCGCCCCAGCUGGUGGUGCUGCCGCACCGGCUGCCGCUGCCGAGACAAAGAAAGAAGAGAAAGUAGAAGAGAAAGAGGAAUCUGAUGAUGAUAUGGGAUUCAGCCUCUUUGACUAAGUUGCGAAAUUGUCUCUGAUGUAUUGAAUGCCUCUUCAACCUUUUAUCUAUGAGUCUGUUUGUAGUAGAUUUUUAUUAUCUUUAUUGGCCGGUAGUUUUGGUUUGAACUAUGGAUUUUUGUUUGGUUUGGUGGGCAAAGUGAAUUUAGACCUCUGAAGCUAUGGAAGAUAUUCUGGGUUUUGCUAUUUAUUUACCUAUUUACUGUUUUGUUUGCUUGGCGUUUGUAUAUUUGUGGUUUCAUUACGUAGAUAAUAAAAACUUUGGUAAUACGAUAUAUAGGUUUUGUUUCACAAAAACCUAAAUCAGCAUUUGGAAUGACACUAUUUUGUUAUAGUAGUUGAAAGUAAAAGUACAAGCUUUAGACCUUAAAUAUGAGAUUUCCUCCUCUUGAUGUUUGUUGGAAUGUUUGAUAUGUUCUGCAACGUAGAGGAAUUGUUACUAGAGCCCAUUGAACCGUGUUUAUUUGCUACUGUUUAUCUUCAGUUAAAAUAAAUUGGACUUCCGUGAUUGAGCAAAAUGAUUUUGUAGAAAUUGCCUUUGCACAAUGUUCCUGAA
Striga asiatica is the source of this 1085-nucleotide messenger RNA. Lineage: Eukaryota; Viridiplantae; Streptophyta; Magnoliopsida; Lamiales; Orobanchaceae. The record is from the annotation of a GenBank genome assembly.